Messenger RNA from Caretta caretta (loggerhead turtle), 1747 nucleotides. Its product is annotated as E3 ubiquitin-protein ligase TRIM39. NCBI's taxonomy places the organism in Eukaryota, Metazoa, Chordata, Testudines, Cheloniidae. Gene Ontology annotation, molecular function: protein binding; zinc ion binding. The record is from RefSeq and is a predicted model, not a curated record.
UGAGGCUGCAGUUUGCAAGGGGCGGGUUGGCUGCAGGUGGGGUGCAGGGAGCCCGGGCCAUGGCCAUGGCCACAGAGGGCUCUGCGGUGGAGACCCUGCAAAGAGAGCUGGCUUGCUCCAUCUGUCUGGAGUACUUUCAGGACCCGGUGUCGAUACAAUGCGGGCACAAUUUCUGCCGAGCCUGCAUCAGCCAGUGCUGGGAGGGAUCGGGUAGAAACUUCUCCUGCCCCCAGUGCAGAAAAACUGCCCGGAAAAGAAACUUCAGGCCCAACAGGGAGCUGGCGAGAGUUAUCGAAAUAGCCAAAGGGCUGAGUUUCCAGGCAGCCACAGGCUCGGGAAGGUGUGAGAAACAUCAGGAGGCUCUGAAACUCUUCUGUGAAGAGGAUCAAACCCCCAUCUGCGUGGUUUGCAGAGAGGCCCAGGCUCACAGAGCUCACCCGGUGGUUCCCAUCGAGGAGGCUGGCUUGGAUUACAAGGAACAAAUCCAGACCCGCCUGCAGACCCUGAAGGAAGAGAGGGCAAAGCUUCUGGGAUUUAAAGAGACUGAAGAGGGGAGAUGCCAGCAGCAUCUGAAACAGACACAAGCUGAGAGGCAGAAGAUUGUGUCUCUAUUUCAACAACUGCACCAGACGCUGGAGGAAAAAGAGCGACUCCUGCUGGUCCGGCUAAAAGAGCUGGACAAGAUGGUUGUGAGGAUACAGAAUGAAAAUGUCACCAAACUCUCUGAGGAGAUUUCCUUUCUCAGUGAGCAGAUCAGUGAGAUGGAGCAGAAGUGUCAGCAGGCAGCGAAUGAAUUCCCACAGGAUGUCAGAAGCACCUUGAGCAGGUGCAAGAAGGGGAAGUCCCAGCACCCAGUGGAGAUUCCUCUUGAGCUGGAGGAGUUCCUCAAUGAAUUCUCUCAGGGGAACAGUGUCAGGAAGACGCUGAAGGAAUCCAAAGUGAAUGUGACUCUGGAUCCAGGCACAGCUCAUCCCGAACUCACAGUGUCUGAGGAUCGGAGAAGCGUGAGGUGGGGAGACAAGCCGUGGCAAGUGCCUGACAAUCCCAAGAGAUUUUACGCUCAGCCCUGUGUGCUGGGCUGUGAGGGAUUCACCUCGGGGAGACACUACUGGGAGGUGGAAGUGGGGGAUGGGGGAUGCUGGGCCGUGGGGGUAGCCAGAGAGUCUGUGAGGAGGAAGGAAGAGAUCAGCCAUAGCCCUGAGGAGGGGAUCUGGAUUUUGUGCCACUGCGUGGGUGAAUACUGGGCUCAGACCUCCCCUCUGACCACCCUCUAUCUGAGCUGGGACCCCAGGAGGAUCGGGGUUUUGCUGGACUAUGAAGUAGGGCGGGUGUCUUUUUUCGACGCGGACAACGAGAAACCCAUCUUCACUUUCCCCCCAGCCUCCUUCGGCAGGGAGAGAGUCCGCCCUUGGUUCCGUCUCUGUGGGGAGGACAUGCUGCUCCGACUGUGUCCCUGAGGUGCAGAGCGGGACAGCCCUCCUCCUCUGCCAGCCCCCAUCUUGAGGCAUUUGGAGGCUGAAGUGUAUUUCAGGCUUGCCAAAGCAACCUCGAGACAGGAGCGAUCUGACUAGAUGCGAGAAUGACUUUGACCUGCCUGUCGGUCCCCGUUCUCUAUGAUCCCAGAAGGCUGUACGUUUCUGCCGAGAAGGGGCGUGUGGGGGGAGUUGAAGUACGAUUUAGUGUAUCACAAAAGGAGCUCUUCUCUGUUGUACUGGGCAAAAACGACGGAAAUAAACACAGAUCUCUU